This is a messenger RNA of Sorex fumeus (smoky shrew), 594 nucleotides long. It is a transcript of the gene APRT, whose product is annotated as adenine phosphoribosyltransferase. NCBI's taxonomy places the organism in Eukaryota, Metazoa, Chordata, Mammalia, Eulipotyphla, Soricidae. Gene Ontology annotation, cellular component: cytoplasm. Gene Ontology annotation, biological process: AMP salvage; adenine salvage. The transcript has 5 exons. The record is from RefSeq and is a predicted model, not a curated record. Bases 55 to 594 code for a protein of 179 amino acids. Gene Ontology annotation, molecular function: adenine phosphoribosyltransferase activity; AMP binding; adenine binding.
CGCGCAGGCGCGCCGCCGCCGCCCCGCUCGCCCGCGGACGCGCGCGGACUCGCCAUGGCGGACCCCGAGCUGCAGCUGGUGGCGCGGCGCAUCCGCAGCUUCCCCGACUUCCCCAUCCCGGGCGUGAUGUUCAGGGACAUCUCGCCCCUGCUCAAGGACCCCGACUCCUUCCGCGCCGCCAUCCUCCUGCUGGCGCGGCACCUGCGCAGGAGCCACGGCCGCAUCGACUACAUCGCGGGCCUGGACUCCCGCGGCUUCCUGUUUGGCCCCUCCCUGGCCCAGGAGCUGGGCCUGGGCUGCGUGCUCAUCCGGAAGCGGGGCAAGCUCCCGGGCCCCACCGUGUCCGUCUCCUACGCUCUGGAGUACGGGAAGGCUGAACUGGAAAUCCAGAAGGACACGUUGGAGCCGGGGCAGAAGGUGGUGGUCGUGGACGACCUGCUCGCCACUGGCGGGACCAUGCGCGCCGCCUGUGAGCUGCUGAGCCUGCUGCGGGCCGAGGUGCUGGAGUGCGUGAGCCUGGUGGAGCUGACCUCGCUGAAGGGCCGGGAGAAGCUGGGCAGCGUGCCUUUCUUCUCCCUCCUGCAGUUCGAGUGA